Molecule: messenger RNA, 3033 nt
Organism: Gossypium raimondii (Peruvian cotton)
Lineage: Eukaryota; Viridiplantae; Streptophyta; Magnoliopsida; Malvales; Malvaceae
Product: transport inhibitor response 1-like protein
Exons: 3
Coding region: 374-2209 (611 amino acids)
Biological process (GO): SCF-dependent proteasomal ubiquitin-dependent protein catabolic process
Cellular component (GO): SCF ubiquitin ligase complex
Molecular function (GO): protein binding
Source: RefSeq, a predicted model, not a curated record
AAGACAGAAGCUUGUAAGAAAAAAAAAUCCAAAAUAAUGGAGGAUAAGUGUGGAGAGCCAUUGGAUAUUGCAGAUGAAAGAGAGAGAAAGGGGCAUGAGAAUCCCAUUGCUCAGAAGAAAGAGAGAGAACACCCAAAAAGAAAAGCUUUAAAAUAAUAGUAUUAUUUCAAUUACUGGUUUCCUUUACAUUGAAUCCAUGUUCCCUUGAUCUAAGAAGCUCAAAUCUCAAUCUCAUCUCUCACCCCAAAGAAGAAAAACAGAAGAAGAAUAAGGAGGAUUGUCUUUUGAGUUCGUAAAGCCGCGCGUGUUGUACAAAGUCGCCUUAUUUGUCUUCCUUUCGUUGUUUGUCGUGUGAGACAACAGGACGGAGCAAAUGUCUGAGGACGACGAGAGGCAGCAAUCUCCGCCGUCGGAUCUUGAGUUCGUUUCCAACAAGGCGCGGAACUGUAACGCCACGGGAUCUGGCUCGGGUCACCCGGAGUUCCAGUCGACGUAUCCGGACCAGGUUCUGGAGAACGUGUUGGAGAACGUGCUCCACUUCCUGACCUCGAGGCGGGACCGGAACGCUGCUUCAUUGGUUUGCAAGUCAUGGUAUCGGGUCGAGGCACUGACUCGAUCCGAGCUGUUCAUCGGAAACUGCUACGCGGUUUCGCCGGGUCGGGCCACGGCCAGGUUCACCCGGGUGAAGGCUCUUCACCUGAAAGGAAAACCCAGGUUCGCGGACUUUAACCUGAUGCCGCCCGAUUGGGGAGCGCACUUCAAUCCCUGGGCGCUGGCGAUGGCCAAGGCUUACCCUUGGCUGGAAAAAGUUCAUCUAAAGCGCAUGUCCGUCACGGAUGAUGAUCUGGCAACACUUGCCGAGUUGUUUUUAGGGUUUAAGGAACUUGUUCUCGUUUGCUGCGAUGGGUUUGGAACUAGUGGCCUUGCUAUUUUCGUUAGCAAGUGCAGACAGCUUAAGGUGCUUGAUCUGAUUGAAUCCGAGGUUUCAGAUGAUGAGACGGAUUGGAUUUCUUGUUUUCCCGAGGGUGAAUCAAAUCUCGAGUCCUUGAUAUUUGAUUGUGUGGAAUGCCAUAUAAAUUUCGAGGCAUUGGACAGGCUGGUGGCUAGGUCUCCUUCACUUAAGAAGCUUAAAUUAAAUCGAUAUGUUUCAAUUGGGCAGUUAUAUCGCCUGAUGGUUCGAGCACCACAGCUCACACACCUUGGGACAGGGUCCUUUAGCCCAUCGGAUAUUGCAGGACAAGGUGAUCAGGAACCAGAUUAUGUAGCCGCUUUUGCUGCCUGCAGAUCCUUAGUUUGUCUCUCUGGGUUCAGGGAAAUAAUUCCAGAUUAUCUGCCUGCAAUAUACCCUGUUUGCGCAAAUCUGACAUCUCUGAAUUUCAGCUAUGCUAACAUUACUGCGGAUCAGCUUAAGCCAAUUAUAAGCAAGUGCCACAAGCUCCAGACUUUCUGGGUUCUUGAUUCAAUUUGUGAUGAAGGACUUCAAGCAGUCGCUGCAACAUGCAAGGACUUACGCGAGCUUCGUGUUUUCCCUGUUGAUCCUCGGGAGGAUAAUGAUGGCCCAGUUUCUGAAGUGGGACUCCAAGCUAUAUCUGAGGGUUGUCGGAAAUUGCAAUCUAUUCUGUACUUUUGCCAGCGGAUGACUAAUGCAGCCGUCAUAGCAAUGUCCAAGAAUUGUCCAGAUCUUGUUGUUUUUCGGUUAUGCAUAAUGGGGCGCCACAGGCCUGAUCCUGUGACCGGUGAACCCAUGGAUGAUGGGUUUGGAGCCAUUGUUAUGAAUUGUAAGAAACUCACUCGCCUUGCCGUAUCUGGUUUACUGACAGACAAAGCUUUUGACUACAUUGGUCGACAUGGGAAAUUGGUACGCACCUUGUCAGUGGCUUUUGCUGGAGAUAGUGACAUGGCGCUGAAAUAUGUGCUUGAGGGCUGUCCACAGUUGCAGAAGCUUGAGAUUAGAGAUAGCCCAUUUGGGGAUGCGGCUCUGCGUUCUGGUUUGCAUCACUACUACAACAUGAGGUUCCUUUGGAUGUCCUCAUGCAGGCUAACGCGCCAUGGUUGCCAGGAGAUUGCUCGUGCUAUGCCUCACCUAGUAGUUGAAGUGAUUAGGUCUGCUGAUGAGGAGGAGAUGGAUGAUGUUGUUGGAACAUUAUACAUGUAUCGGUCUCUUGAAGGGCCAAGAACUGAUGCACCAAAAUUCGUCACCAUCUUGUAGGUAAAUGUGGUGCAGGAAGCUGUUUCAAUUGUUCUCAUGAUAGAUACAAAGCAAGUUUUAAACUGUUUCACGGGGAAUAUUGAUACGGCAGGCAUCUUUUAUAUAACUUCCGUGUUAAGGUUCCAGCAAUCCAAACCAAGCAAAAGUUGAGUAAAUAACUUGUGCUUCGGGCUUGGGCUGUUAUAUUGGCAUUGAAAUCAGAUCCCCUGUGACGGAGAAGGUUCAUUUUUGCAUGGGUUCUUUUGAAGGACUUUGGAUGAGGGGACUAGUGCAGGAAAAGGGAUGUCGUUGUAAGUUAUCGGACCAUUAGAUGUUCUAGCAGUACUCAUUUAAAUUUUAUGUUUCCUUUUUUGUUUUCGUAUUCAUUUGAUCAUAAUUGAACGGAGGAGGGGGGUAAUCGAACUAUACGGUGGGGCAAUGAUACAUGUUUUUCGGGGCCAAAUAGCUUUUAACCUUUGAUGUAGAGAUCAGACGGUUGUCAAUGAAUCAGAGUUUUAAAGGAGAGAUGAAGAUGGAUGGAUCUAUUUUUCCAUGCUUGCAGAUUAAGAAGCAUUUAUCCACUCUGUAAAACAUAGUCUGCUGUAAUUUAAGCUUAUAGGCUAAAGGUUUAGUGAAAGACAUAAAAUCCCAGGCUUGCACUUCUCUUUUCUUUCUUUUUCACCUUGUUUCAGAUUUGUUGUGGCAGCACCCGACUGUUGAAUUUAUUAUAUUGUUGUGGUUAGCAAUGUGAGAAAGGGUAUUAUGUAUGGACCAUAAACUUCAGCUAGACUGUUUUUUUUUUCUUUUCGUUUUAUUUAUUAUAAUAUAAUCCCUACUUUUCUCCC